This is a messenger RNA of Cannabis sativa, 4330 nucleotides long. RefSeq names its product protein LONGIFOLIA 1. The record is from RefSeq and is a predicted model, not a curated record. The transcript has 5 exons. NCBI's taxonomy places the organism in Eukaryota, Viridiplantae, Streptophyta, Magnoliopsida, Rosales, Cannabaceae. Gene Ontology annotation, biological process: regulation of monopolar cell growth. The coding region runs from base 985 to 4062 and encodes 1025 amino acids.
UCUCUCUCCUCCUCAUAUUUGACCCACACAUUCUAAUUCCCUCUCCCUCUCUCUUACGUACCUAUUAUUAUAACUCAAAAAUGUUAAAAUAUAAACACAAAAUAAUAAUAAAAUAUUAGCAUAAUGUGUCUCACAUUCACCGCUUCUCAUGCUCAUAUUCUUCACUUCACCUUCCCAAAUUGCUAAUUCAACAUUGCCUUAACACCUACACUACAUCCUCUCUUUAUUCUUAUUCUUAUUAUUAUAAUUUUAACUUAAACCUAUAUAAAUAAAUAAACCCUUUUUUCAUAAUGAGGCCCAGUUCUUUAAUUUUGCUUGCUUUAUCCAAGAGAGAGCCAAAAAGACAAAGCAGUACUCUUAUGUAUCUCUGGCUAAGGAAAUCCAAAGAAACAUCUCUUCUUGGGUCUGCAGAGAACUAAUUCCCAUCUGCACUUUUUUUUUAUAGCAUUAAUAAUACUUUAUGGAGAGAAGUAUACUUAUAUAAAUUUAAAUAAUUUGUAGGGCUUCUUUUGGGAACCCUUAUAACCAUAUAUAUUGUUUUUCUUUUCUUUAUUCCCUGCCAUUUUUGUUGCUUCUUGGCCAAAAUAUAUUGUCUCUGAAAUCCAAUAUUAAUUUUUUCUUUUCUCGAGGAUUGGGAAAAAUUCUUCUUGGUUCUCUCUUCUUGUUCUAUCCUUCUCAUUUCUAAACCAUUCUCUUAGUUUAGUCAGUACUAAAGGAACAUAUAUCUAUUUACCUCUGUACUUAAUCCGGCCUGCACAGUCUUUCUGACCCUUUUGCCAUCAUAACUGGUAGUGUAUACAUACAAACAUACAUAUAUAUAAUAUAUAUAAGCACUUGUCCAUAUACUCGUUGAAAUUACUUAUAAUUAAAAAAAGAAAGGAAAAAAGAAGCAGAAAUGGAAGCUGGGAAAGUGUAAAAGCAUAGACAAUUGAGUGUGUGAAGUUGGAAGAUAUAUAUAUAUAUAUAUCUAAAGAGUUUGAGAAAAUGUCUGCAAAGCUCAUAUAUUCGUUAUCAGAUGAAAACCCAGAUCUGCAAAAGCAAAUUGGGUGCAUGAAUGGAUUUUUUCAACUCUUUGACCGUCACCGUUACCUUGCUGCCGGACGAGUCAAUAGCCAUAGCCAGAAGAGAUUGCCUCCGCCAGGUGAAAAUGGCAACAAAGCAGCAGAAACAGACGUUAAAUUGGAAAAGACUUCAGAAAAGAAUGCAAAGAAAGUAGUUAAAGAGAAACGACGGAACUCCACAGAAUCACCAAGAGUUUCAAUUUCUUCCUCUUGUUCGUCUACCUUCUCAUCUGUUCACCAAGAACCAUCUCAAUCCAUCCAAGCAAAUCUUGUUGAAACCCCAUCGAGCGAUCUGCCUGCGAACCAGCUGAAUGGUUCUGCGCAGUUAAGCCGGAAAUCUCUUGAUCUACGAGAUGUUGUUAAAGACUCAAUGCACAGAGAAGCUCGCGGCUUAUUGGUGAAAACUACAACCAAGGAAGCAGCGUUUCAUACUCUGAGAUACAUAGACUCCCCUAGACCUUCAGAACCAGCCAAAUCUGUCAAACCAGCAAUUGCUGGUUUUAAUGAAUCGUUUCGAGUUUUUGGUAGGCGGAGUAGUAGUGAAGGGCCUAGGAAUUCUUACGAAGGGAGGGAUGAUCGUGCUCUUUGUCGACCAAAGGAUUUAAGAAGGCUCUCUUAUGACGGAAGAGAAUCACAGGACACACUCAAAUCCACAGGAAAGUUCAAAGAACUUCCGAGGCUGUCACUUGACAGUAGACAAAGCAGCAUAAGGGGUUUGAACUCUGAGACGAAAUCAGCUUAUCUCUUAAAUGAUCCUCGAAUGGAGAAAAGGAAUUGUGUCGAAGUGACUACCCUGCAGCAAGAACCAGGGAGUUCAAAACGAGCAUCUAGUGUUGUAGCAAAGUUGAUGGGAUUGGUAGAGCCAAUGCCAAUUACUGAUGAUCUCUCUUCAAGGCACAAUACAUUGGAAAAUGAAAAAAGUGAUCCCUUUUCAAUAUCAUCAAGAGCGACCCACACAAACAAGCAUGAUCAUUUUUCUGGAUCCCCAAAGAAUUCCCAGAAGGACCUGACCUCCCAGAUAAGAAAUGGUGGCUCUGCAGCAAAGAUCGCAGCAAAUCAGAAAAUUCCAAUGGAAACAGCUCCAUGGAGGCAACCACAUGGGAACAAGGGUUCUCAACCUCCAGCUUUCAAGUGUUACGAAUCACCCACAAAGGCCCCAACCGCACCAUUGACAGUCUAUGGUGAAAUUGAGAAAAGGUUGGCAGAUCUUGAGUUCAAAAAAUCUGGAAAAGAUCUCAGAGCUCUUAAACAGAUACUUGAAGCAAUGCAGAAGACAAAAGACACCUUAGACAGUAAGAAAGGUCAAAAAAUUCUGUCUGGAGCAAGCGACAAUGGAAGUGAUCAUAGCUCAAACUUGGGCAGUGGCCAGAGAAACCUACAAAGUAAUACCUCAUUUUCUCCAACUGCCAAAGGGUCUAGAUCUCCACAACAUUAUAACUCCCCGAUAGUCCUCAUAAAACCAACUAAACUUCUAGGAAAAAACACCCCUCCAGCCUGCAACAUCAAUUCAGUUGACAGCUUGCAGGACUCGAGCAAGUUUCGUACCAGUAACUCUGCAGAUCACAGAAAGGUAUCUGUUGAGAAACAAACGAAACAUUUAAAUCCAAGGAACACGCAAGUCACAAAUGCCUUGAAUCGACACCAUUCUUCCCAAGAUAAAAAUAACACGAUGACAUCAAGAUCUCCACAGAAUUCAAAGAUGACUCACAGUGACAGUGAAGAAAACAGCACAAGCUCAGGUAGAAGCUCUGGAGCCAUGAGCCCUAGAUUACAACAAAGGAGGUUUGGUUUGGACAAACAGUCUGCUCCGGCAAGCCCUGAUUCAAGCAGGACAAGAAGGCAAUGCAGCAGGCAACCAAUUGAAUGCAGUAGCCCAGGUAGAAAAUGCACGCCAAAGCCUUCCAAUAUGCAGCGAGCUAAUGGCCAAUUACGUGACACCAGGACCAACAGCAGAGACUUGAGUCACCAAGACAUCACCAUUUCUCUUCAAUCUGAAAGUAGUAUCAGCUUGGCCUCAGAUGUAGACAAUGAAGUCACGAGCAUCAUACAAGCUGAUAAGAUAAACAACAUCUACUGCGAGCGCAAUGGCCUAAAACCAAAAAACACAGCUGCUGGGUUCCCUGUAAACAGGACAAUGACAGGAACAGAGAAAGCUACCUCAGAACAACCAAGCCCUGUCUCCGUUCUUGAUGCAUUCUAUAGAGAUGAGUCGCCAUCCCCAGUGAAGAAGAAGUCAAAUGCCUUUAAAGAUGAUGAGACACCAUACCCUGAUGAACUGGACUGGGAGCUGAUGCAUAUAUAUCAGCCAUCCAACGACAGAAAAUUUAAUCUCAGCUCGGAAGUUGACUAUAAAACACUAGUAUACAUCUGGGCUCAAACUAAACAAGAGAUGAACUGCACUGACCUGGAGCGAAUCAUUGCCAAUAAUGCAGUUGUCUGUGAUAGCACAAAUCCAGACCACAUAUACAUUUCUGAUAUAUUGUCAGCAUCAAAUGUCUUCAAAAAAUUUGAGUCAGACUGGAUGGACAUUCAAUUCAACUCAUCAUACCACAUGAUCAACCCCAACAUGUUCUUUGCAUUGGAACAACUCAAGUCUAGAACACAGCUUUCGCACAAUGAACACAGAAAUGAUAAGAGUCAACUGCAGAAAUAUGAUAAAAAAGUUAACAGAAAACUAGUAUUUGAUGUUGUCAAUGAGAUUCUAGUUCGCAAAUUUGUGGAGACAAAUUUUCUGAUUCAGUGGCUUUCACAAGAGAAACUGAAAUGUAAAAAGCCAAACGGGCAGCGACUUCUUAAAGACUUGUGCUCGGAGAUUGACCAGCUUCAAGGCAACAGCUCAAGCAGUAGUCUGGAUUGGCCUAUGGAUUCGUCAGAGUAUGAACAAGAAAUCCCAGCAGUGGUGUUGGAUGUAGAGAGGUUGAUCUUUAAGGAUUUGAUCACUGAAGUUCUGAGUGAGAAAUGCCGAUUUGGUGGACAUCGCAGGCAACUGUUUCCCAAGUAGGAUAUUGCUUUUGAAUAAAUAUGUAGCCUUUUCUUACUCUAAGCCAUCUUUUAGUCCUAGCUUCCACUUUCAUAGUUAUCUUUUCCAUCCAUAUAAUUGCAGAAAAUCAUAGCAAAACUUUUACCACUUUGCUAGCAUGUAAAUCCCUACCUUAGUCUAAUGAUAGGUGUACUAUACAUUCAAUAGAUGUAAAUCUCUACCAGAGAUAUGUAAGGGUAAAAUGUAAGGUACAACCAACCAACAUGUAUAUACAACUUUAGUUCAUAAA